AUGGCUCCCGUCGUUGUCUUCCAGACCUUGGCCUACACCGGUCCAGACCAGCUGUCCGCAUCGCUAGUUGACCAGAUCAAGCAGCAAGAUGGCUUCAAGCGGGCAUUCUUUGGGCCGAAGAUCGAGGAUCGGACCAAGGGUGUGCUUGCUACCGAAUGGUCCUCGACCGCCGCAGCCUUGGCCUAUCGCUCCUCGAACCUCGUUGCGAGCGACGAGCAGCUCGCCAUCGAGCUCGCCUCGCCCGGUCUCUCGGAGCCCUACGGCCAGACCCUGGACGCACCUUGCACCGAGUUGUUCACAGCGUACGGCAUUGAGGAUGUUUUCGUAGAGAACACGGGUAAGUUCUUGGGCCUUAUCAAAGAGACAGAGGGCUUCCUCGGCGCCCAGUUCGGCGAGGCAGUCGGCCGCGGCGAGGGUGAGGAGAGGGCCGCCAGGGUUGUGAUUGGCUGGAGACAGAAAGAAGACCAUGAUCGCAGCAAGGCGGAUGCGGAGAGCGCCAUCAUGAAGAACAUCGGCCUGAUCCGACAGGGCCGCAAGGCGGGGGAUUUGUUCCAUGUGGAAUUCAAGCAGCUCUGA
Messenger RNA from Thermochaetoides thermophila DSM 1495, 576 nucleotides. RefSeq lists its product as uncharacterized. The transcript has 3 exons. The coding region runs from base 1 to 576 and encodes 191 amino acids. The record is from RefSeq and is a predicted model, not a curated record. NCBI's taxonomy places the organism in Eukaryota, Fungi, Ascomycota, Sordariomycetes, Sordariales, Chaetomiaceae.